CCCCUAAGGGAAUGUUUACAGUUUUCAAUUUUAACUCGCAUUAUGUUAUUUUUAUGGGCGCCCAUAAAAAAUGAGACUCCCGACUUUACGACCCAUAUGCUCACGUCAUCAUUGAAUUCCGUUUUUGUUUCAGAGAAUUUGCAAGCGCCCCGAUUUACCACGUCACCGUCCACCAGCAGCACGGUCCGAUUGGGGAACAAAAAAAUUAUACAAUGCCAGGCGUUCGGUUUCCCGCAGCCUCAGUACAAAUGGCUCAAGGACGAUCGGCCGAUCACCGAGUUUUCGUCCGAGUCGUUUUAUAGAAUCUUUUCGGCCAAACACGAGGAUGGCGGAAGUUAUAGGUGUAUUGUAUCCAAUAAGGUUGGAUCCAUUGUUAGUGAAGAAAUUAAAGUUGUUAUAGCGUAUAUGGACGUUUUCAAAGAUCUCACCGAAAUCCACGUUUCAGUGGACACGGGACAAGCUGCAAUUUUAGACCUGCCACAGAUAGAGUCGUCGCCCGAACCCGACGUGACGUGGCAAUCCGACAAUGAACCGAUACCUUACGCUCAAAAGUACUCCAAAUCCAAGGCAAAUCAAUUGAUAAUCUUAUCAACGGAUGCGUCAGAUCAAAUGUCUUAUAGGGCACGUGCAAUUAACACUCAAGAGGGCAAGGAGGAGUACAGCGCUUUUAUUAAGUUGACGGUAAACGACAGAGAUGUCGCCGAGAUCGCUCCCGAAAUCAUAAUAAAACCGCAAGACGUUCAGAUUGUCAAGGGUACCAGUCAGACGACUUUGGAUUGUAUCGCAAACGCAAGGCCGUUACACGAACUGGAAACGCUAUGGUUUAAAGACGGAAUUUUAAUUGAAAGCUCCGGUAUCGCGCACACCUUGAACGACUUAUGGAAUCGGAGUUUGACCUUGGCUUCGAUCAGUUUGGCGCACGCUGGCCAGUAUGAAUGCCAGGUCUCGCUGAGAACGGGCGGGUUUCCGACCGUAAAGGCCAUCGCGACCGUUACGGUUCAAGAGAAACCCACCUUUAUUAGUGAUAUGAAGACUGAAACCUUAGGCGAUUACGGAACUCGAAUUAAUUUACCUUGCGAUUCGGUCGGGAUUCCCAAACCGAAUGUAACGUGGUACAGAAACGUCGAGGAACUACGAACCGACUCCAGGUAUAUCAUUGAAGAAGACAACUCGCUGGUUAUCAAGAGGCUAAUCAUGGAAGAUUCCGGCAUGUACCAGUGCUUUGCGCGGAACGAUGCAGGCGAAAGCUCAAUGUCAACGUGGCUCAAAGUGAAAACGAGAGCGACUAGAAGUAUCGGACCUAAAAUUGUGCAAUUGCGAAGUGUCUCGAACCAACGAAACAAAAAGAAAUUUGAGUUCUACACCUCCUCGGUGCCCAUUAUGGAAAACGGUCCGCAAAACUCAACAGUACUCGACGGCAAGGAUGCCACGAUCUCCUGUCGGGCGGUCGGAGCUCCGACACCAAAUUCGACGUGGAUCUACAACGAGCAAAACGAAGUCGAGCUAUCGGGACGAGUGCAAACUCUCGAUACGGGCGAUUUGCUAAUCGCUGCCGUUCGUGAGUCUGACCACGGCUUGUAUACGUGUAUACGUGCUAACGAAGCCGGCGUCGUAAGAGGAUCUGCUUAUUUAACUGUUCUAGUGAGGACGCAGAUAAUCCAGCCACCGGUCGAUACCCGAGUACUCUUAGGACACACAGUCACCUUACAAUGUAAAGUUUCUUCGGAUCCAAGUGUGCCCUAUCAGUUGGAUUGGUUUCACGACAAACAGGUAAUUCAACCGGGCACGAAUCAGCGCUUCAACGUACUGUUCGACGGCACUUUGGAGAUCCAAGCGGUAAGGGCUGCGGAUGUCGGUAUCUACACCUGCUCGGUGAAGUCGCCUGGCGGCAACGAAACGAGAUCGGCCCGGUUGAGCGUUAUCGAACUGCCGUUCGCUCCGAUCAACGUGAAGGCCACCAAACUGGACACUGCUACUCAAAGAGCCGUCAAUGUUAGUUGGACUCCGGGCUUUGACGGUAACAGUCCGGUUUUGAAGUACAUAGUACAGAAGAGGGAGUUACCCGAAUUAGUCCCCCCAAUUCCAGGUCCGAUUCCGGAUCCGCUGCUCAACUGGGUGACCGAAUUGAGCAACAUCUCCGCGACGCAAAGAUGGAUCCUGCUGACCAAUCUCAAGGCGGCCGCCGCUUAUCAGUUUCGCGUCAGCGCCGUGAACAGCGUGGGCGAGGGUAGCCCCUCCGAACCGAGCAAUCAAGUUAUGUUGCCGCAAGAAGCGCCCUCUGGUCCGCCUCUCGGAUUUGUUGGCUCAGCACGAAGCUCAUCCGAAAUUAUCACGCAGUGGCAGCCGCCAUUAGAAGAACACCGUAACGGACAAAUCCUCGGCUACAUAAUACGAUACCGACUAUUCGGGUACAACGAAAGCCCUUGGAAUAUUAGGAACAUAACCAAUGAGGCGCAAAGAAACUACCUCAUCACCGAUUUAAUCACAUGGAAGGAUUACGUUGUGCAAAUAGCGGCGUAUAACAACAAAGGCGUCGGUGUAUUUACGGACGGGUCCAAAAUAAAAACGAAAGAAGGCGUUCCAGAAUCGCCGCCUAUAAUUGAGAAAGUUGAAGCGGUUACCUCGACCGCCGUGCAGGUGUGGUGGAUACCGCCAGAUCCCCAAAAGAUCAACGGAAUCAACCAAGGGUACAAAUUGCAGUCGUGGAGGUACGACCUGUUGGAAGAUCGAAACGCGGAAACGAAGAUGAUCACAGUUCAUCCCAAUCUUCUCGACCCUCUCGCCAAGCAAACCACCGUCAUUGACGGUUUGGAAAAGUUUACCGAAUACAACAUCACAGUGUUAUGCUUUACGAAUCCAGGCGACGGCGAAAUUAGCGAUUUUGUGCCGAUCAAAACUUUAGAAGAUGUUCCUGGGGAGGUUUCGAAUCUGCAAUUCGACGAAGUAAGCGAUCGUUCCGUAACGGUCAUGUGGCAAUCUCCCAAACAGAUAAACGGAAUUCUUAAGGGUUAUCAGGUGGCUUACCAAAUUAAAGAUAAACCGGACACUUUAAAGGUUCACAAUUUGACGGCGGACCGAACAAGUAUAGAAAUUGACCAUUUGCAAGCCACCACUCACUACCGUUUCGAGGUGACUGCGUGGACCGCUACCGGUUCUGGUCCGCCGAAAAUUGCGGUCAUACAGUCGGGAGUUGAACCCGUUCUUCCCAGUCCCCCCUCCAAGUUGGCCUUGAGCAAUAUUCAAGCAUUUUCGGUCGUGUUGCAAUUCACGCCCGGUUUCGACGGAAAUUCGUCGAUUACCAAGUGGACAGUGGAGGCUCAAAAUCCACGAAACAUGACAUGGUUCGUCAUCUACGAAGUGUCCGAUCCCGACGCGACCACGAUAACCGUUCGAAAUCUCGUCCCGUUCUCCUUGUACAAGUUGCGCCUAAUCGCCAAUAACGUCGUCGGAACGUCGCAACCGUCCGAGCCGAGCAAAGAGUUUCAAACGAUCCAAGCGUCUCCGUUACACCCGCCGAAGAAUGUUACUGUCCGAGCGAUGAGCGCGACGGAGCUGCGAGUUAGAUGGAUCCCACUUCAACAAAUGGAAUGGUUCGGAAAUCCGAGGGGGUACAAUAUCUGCUACGUUGAAGUUUCGAGCGGAAAAAUGCGGAGCGAAACUAUCGACGAUCCCACCGCCAAUUCGCACAUUAUAUCUGGCUUGGAGGAGUACACACUGUACGAAGUUACCACUCAAGCUUAUAACGAUGUCGGAAGCUCUCCCGUGAGCCUGAAAGCUUUGGAAAGAACUCGAGAGGCCGUACCUUCCGUUGGACCACUGAACGUGCGCGCGAACGCGACAUCAUCGACGACAAUUGUAGUAAAAUGGGGCGACGUUCCCAAAGAGCACCAGAACGGCUUGAUCGAGGGCUUUAAGGUUUGUUACGGCACGGGCACCGCCAUCACGCGUUCGGCUCCCGAAUGCAAAGUAAUACCCAGCAACUCCUCCUUCACGGCCACGCUGACCGAGCUGCGAAAGUUUGUCAUCUACCACAUUCAAGUUUUGGCCUACACGCGGCUAGGAGACGGCUUGCCGAGUAUUCCGCCGAUAAGUGUUCAAACCUUCGAAGACACACCCGGAGAACCGUCCAAUGUGUCCUUUCCAGACGUCUCAUUCUCGGCGGCGAGAAUUAUUUGGGACGUGCCCGAAGAACCCAACGGGGAAAUUUUGGCGUACAAAAUCUCCUAUCAAAUUAACGACACUCGGACGAAUAUUAAGCGCUAUUCGAAGGAGUUUCUUCCGUCAACGAGAACGUUUACGGCUACGCAGUUAGAAUCCGAAAAGUAUUACCUGUUUUCCAUUACGGCGCAGACUAGAUUAGGGUGGGGCAAAACAGCGCACGUUUUAGUGUUUACGACCAACAAUAGAGAGCCGCCGCAACCCCCUUCAAUGCCGCAGAUCAGCCAAAGCCAGGUUCAAAGCAAACAAAUUACUUUCAGUUGGACUCCGGGACGCGAUGGAUUUGCUCCAUUACGAUACUACACUGUUGAGAAGAUGGAGCAUCCUGGCACCUGGCAGACGGUACCGGAAAGGGUGGAUCCCCAGGUGACUUCCUACACGGUUUCCAAUCUCAAACCCUUCACCUCGUACAAAUUCCGAAUACAAGCGACAAAUGACAUCGGUCCUAGCCGCUUCAGUCCCGAAUCGAUAGACGUGCGAACAUUUCCAGCGGCACCAAGUCGUGCCAUUUCCGAUGUGCGCGUCGUUCCAAUUACGACCACCAGCGUGGAAGUCUACUGGGUGCCGAUCGAAGAGCAGUACUGGAGCGGCGAUACCAAAACGGGAGGGUAUCGGGUCAUCUUUCAGCCGGUUUCCGAUUUUCCGACCGCCUUACAGGCGACACCCAAAGAAGAAGUGAUGGGGAUUAAUGCCAGCAAGAUCGUCCUCAACGAUUUGCUUCAGGAUAGAAAUUACGAGAUUAUUGUCGUUCCCUUCAACUCGCAAGGGGAAGGGCCGGCAAGUCCCCCCGCCACUGUCUACGUUGGCGAGGCUGUUCCUACGGGAGAACCGAGAGGGUUGGACGGCGAGGCGGUCUCGUCCACUGAAGUACGGCUGAGAUGGAAACCGCCACAACAGCAUAUGCAAAACGGCGAACUGUUAGGCUAUAAGAUCUUCUACUUCGUAACGUAUUCGCCGCAAGAGUUGGACCCGGACAAGAAAUUGGAGGAAGAAAUCGAGGUGGUACCUGCUUCGUAUACGUCGCACAGUCUAGUCUUUUUAGAUAAAUACACUGAGUAUCGCAUUCAAAUUUUGGCAUUCAAUCCCGCCGGCGACGGGCCUCGCUCGCAGCCGAUUACUGUUAAAACUCUACAAGGUCUGCCGAGUGCGCCCGUCAACUUACGCUUCACUGACAUCACAAUGAACAGCUUGAAGGUGAUGUGGGACGCGCCGAAGAAGCGAAACGGCGACAUCAUCGGUUACAUUGUCACCUACGAGACUACGGAGCAAAAUGAACGGUUUAGUAAGCAAGUUAAGCAAAAGGUUUCGACCACAGUCCUGCAAGUGCAAUCCUUGGAGGAAGAAGUGACCUACACGUUUACAGUGAGAGCGCAAACUCUCGACUACGGCCCGCCAGUCGUCAGUAACGUAACCACGGGUCCACAAGAAGGCUCGCCAGGGACGCCUAGAGAACUAACACUGGUCAAGACCCUUUCCAGCGUUGAAUUUCACUGGCUUAACGGACCUUCCGGUAAAGGACCUCUAAUUGGCUACCUCAUCGAGAGCCGGCGAAAAGACGAUAAUCACUGGCAAACGGUAAUUCACACCAAAAACGGACAGCUGCAAGAUUUCACGGUCUCGUAUCAAAAUCUGCUGCCGUCGACCUCGUAUAACUUUCGAUUGAUACCGUACAAUAAGUUCGGCAUUAGUUAUCCGGCGUAUUCUGACGAAACUGUUCUGACACCGUCCAAACUCUACUUGGAAUACGGAUAUUUGCAGCAGAAACCGUUCUAUCGACAAACCUGGUUUAUGGUGGCGCUGGCGGCGAUCUCCAUUAUUAUUAUUAUAACCGUCAUUGCCGUGCUCUGCGUGAAGAGUAAGAGCUACAAGUACAAACAGGAGGCGAAGAAAACUCUGGAGGAGUCGCUGGCGAUGGACCCUGACGAACGUCACGAGGUGGCAAUGGAACUGUAUCGCUCGCGACACGGAGGCAACGUAAGUUCUUUAGGCACGAUAAGCAAGCGCAACGCUACGACAAGAAAACCACCCCAUCAUCCCCCGCCACCGGCCAUGCUGGGAAAGUCACCACCUCGACCGUCACCCGCGUCAGUCGCCUAUCACUCGGAUGAAGAAAGUCUGAAAGGGUACGAUGAAAAUCCGGACGAUAGUAGUGUCACCGAAAAACCUUCCGAAAUCAGCUCGUCGGAUUCGCAGGGUUCGGAAAGCGAAAACGAAAGCGUGCGCUCAGAUCCUCACUCUUUCGUUAACCACUACGCCAACGUAAACGACUCUCUGAGGCAGUCGUGGAAGAGACAGAAGCCAGUGCGAAAUUACUCCAGUUAUACAGACUCUGAGCCAGAAGGUAGCGCCGUCGUGAGUUUAAACGGUGGCCAAAUUAUUAUGAACAAUAUGGCGAGGUCGAGGGCGCCUCUCCCUGGAUUUUCAUCCUUCGUGUAAAUAGUUAGAGAAAUUUCACUCUUCAUCCAUUUGCUAACAGGUUUGAUACUUAAAUGUGCUAAAAAGAUCAACUGUCGUUGCGUUAGCGAGCUGACCGAUAGGCAAGGCAUCGUACACUAAAAGGGUACAACGCGUUGCCUAUUUACGUUUUUGAAACUACUCGCUAUCAAUCGUGAAACCCAUUGUAAAUAUCUCAUUCCUUUUUUUUUACUUUUCUAUGACUCGACUUCUAUUUUCGUUAAGUCUCGACAAGUAGUGAAUGAUAUGUUCAUUUCCGUAACGGUAGUAAAUAACUUAUUUUUGUAAAUCUUUAAAAUGUUCCUGUGUGAUUUGCCUAAGUUAAACUGUAAAAAUACACCAAGUCUUGAGAUACAUUUGGCAAAUGCAGUAGAUUAGACGCUAUCGAUCACCUUUUACUUUUCGACUGACCGGCUUUCGCAGUGAUUGCCCUAAAUUUAGCCAGCGCGUCAAGAACAUAAAUGGGAAAAUCUAAUUGUUUCUACAUUUAGAUGUGAUUAAUAAUUUUACCAAUGAUUAACUCUAAAGACUUUGUAUAUUUAUAUGUAGUGUCUUGUUAAAUAUUUUGCGCCAUUUUUAGCAUUGUACUGAUUAGAAUACACUGCCUAAGUUAAUUGUAAUUUAUUACUGUAAUUAUUUAGAUCAAUUGUAAUAUAAAUCUGUGAUUCUAUGUUUAAAAGAAAUAUUAAAAAUUAUGAAAAUAG
This is a messenger RNA of Photinus pyralis (common eastern firefly), 7376 nucleotides long. RefSeq names its product protein sidekick (gene sdk). The transcript is spliced from 25 exons. The record is from RefSeq and is a predicted model, not a curated record. Lineage: Eukaryota; Metazoa; Arthropoda; Insecta; Coleoptera; Lampyridae. Bases 43 to 6654 code for a protein of 2203 amino acids. Gene Ontology annotation, molecular function: protein binding. Gene Ontology annotation, biological process: cell-cell adhesion.